AUGGAGGUGAGCGGGCCUGAGGACGAUCCCUUCCUGUCUCAGUUUCAUCAGGUGCAGUGCCCUGUGUGCCAGCAAAUGAUGCCUGCCACCCACAUCAACUCGCAUCUGGACCGCUGCCUCCUCUUGCACCCCGCAGGUCAGGCGGAGUCCGCAGCCGGGUCGCACAGCGCCGGAGAACCAGCCAAAGGGCCAUCACCGCCGCUUGCCAAAAGGCGGCGGCACUCAGAGAGCUCUGCCCCAAAGCAGCCCGCCACCCCGACGGCGGCCGAGAGCAGCGAGGGCGAAGGCGAGGAGGGUGACGACGGCGAGACGGAGAGCCGGGAGAGCUACGACGCACCGCCCACGCCCAGCGGCGCCCGCCUCAUUCCGGACUUCCCUGUGGCGCGGGUCAGCAGCCCGGGCAGAAAAGGGUCGGGCAAAAGGCCGGCCGCCUCGGCCGCUGCAGCGAGGAGCGCAUCUCCACGGAGCUGGGACGAGGCAGAGGCGCAGGAGGAGGAAGAAGUGGUGGGAGACGGCGACGUGGACGGUGAUGGCGAGGAAGACCAGGGGUCCUGGGAUGCCGAGGCGGUGGACGCGGCCGCCACAGCAGCUUUUGGGGGCAGCGGCGGGGGGCGAUCGCAUUCGCUGGCGAUGACCACUGAAGAGAUCAGGCAGAUGCUGGCGGGCAAGCCGCUGGCCGAUAAGAUGCGCCCUGGCACGCUGCAGGACUACAUCGGGCAAAGCCGAGCUGUGGGGCAGGAGACGUUGCUCAGGUCCCUCCUGGAGACGAACGAAAUCCCCUCAUUAAUUUUGUGGGGGCCGCCAGGCUGUGGCAAGACCACUCUGGCUCACAUAAUUGCAAACAACAGCAAGAAGCACAGCAUAAGGUUUGUGACACUGUCUGCAACAAAUGCCAAGACAAAUGAUGUGCGAGAUGUUAUAAAGCAAGCUCAAAAUGAAAAAAACUUUUUCAAAAGGAAAACUAUCCUUUUUAUUGAUGAGAUUCAUCGGUUCAAUAAGUCUCAGCAGGAUACUUUUCUUCCUCACGUGGAACGUGGGACAAUUACCCUGAUUGGAGCCACCACAGAAAACCCUUCCUUCCAGGUCAAUGCGGCUCUUCUGAGCCGCUGCCGUGUGAUUGUUCUUGAGAAGCUUCCAGUAGAGGCAAUGGUGACGAUUUUAAUGCGAGCAAUCAACUCCCUGGGAAUCCAUAUCCUGGACUCAAGCCGGCCCACUGACCCACUGAGCCACAGCAGCAACACCACUUCUGAGCCCCCUGUGCUCAUAGAGGAUAAAGCCGUGGAUACAUUGGCUUAUCUCAGUGAUGGAGAUGCCCGAACUGGACUGAACGGGUUGCAGCUGGCAGUUCUGGCCAGGUUAAACUCAAAGAAGAUGUUUGGUAAAAAAGGUGGGCAAAGCUAUUCUCCCAGUCGAGUUCUGAUCACAGAGAAUGACGUGAAGGAGGGACUACAGCGAUCCCACAUCCUGUAUGACCGAGCAGGGGAAGAGCAUUAUAACUGCAUAUCUGCGCUUCACAAGUCCAUGCGUGGCUCAGACCAAAAUGCCUCUCUCUACUGGCUGGCUCGCAUGCUUGAAGGAGGAGAAGACCCUCUCUACGUGGCGAGGAGACUUGUGAGAUUUGCCAGUGAGGAUAUAGGUCUGGCAGACCCGUCUGCAUUAACACAAGCAGUUGCUGCCUACCAAGGCUGUCAUUUUAUAGGCAUGCCUGAAUGUGAGGUGCUUCUGGCCCAGUGUGUUGUCUAUUUUGCCAGAGCCCCCAAAUCUAUUGAGGUUUACAGCGCCUACAACAAUGUCAAAGCGUGCUUGAGGAACCACCAGGGGCCCUUGCCUCCUGUCCCACUGCACCUUAGAAAUGCACCCACCAGGCUGAUGAAGGAUCUGGGCUAUGGCAAAGGCUACAAGUACAACCCCAUGUACAGUGAGCCUGUGGACCAGGAGUACCUGCCCGAAGAACUGCGAGGAGCUGACUUCUUCAAGCAGCGGCGAUGCUGACUC
Molecule: messenger RNA, 1995 nt
Organism: Elephantulus edwardii (Cape elephant shrew)
Lineage: Eukaryota; Metazoa; Chordata; Mammalia; Macroscelidea; Macroscelididae
Gene: WRNIP1
Product: Werner helicase interacting protein 1
Exons: 7
Coding region: 1-1992 (663 amino acids)
Biological process (GO): regulation of DNA repair; DNA-templated DNA replication; DNA repair
Cellular component (GO): nucleus
Molecular function (GO): enzyme activator activity; ATP hydrolysis activity; DNA binding
Source: RefSeq, a predicted model, not a curated record